AUGGGGUUCAGCACGACGGCGGAAUUUGACCAGGCCUAUCAAGGUGUGCGCAAGGCGUUCACUUCCGGGGUGACCAAGAACAAGGAGUGGAGGCGACAGCAGCUGAAGCGCACCUGGUGGAUGGUGGAGGACAACAUGGACCGCAUUCGCGCUGCGCUCUAUGCCGACCUCCAUCGUCAUGCCUAUGAAACCGGUCUCUCAGACGUCGCAAUGUUGCAAAAUGACAUCUUGCGGACGCUCGACAAGCUGGAUGAGUGGACCAAGGACGAAAUCCCCACCCGACGGGAUAUGGUGAACUUCCUGGGGGGCACGCGGGUGCGUAAAGAGCCCAAAGGAGUUGCGCUGAUUAUCGGCGCCUGGAACUUUCCAAUUCUAUUGCUGCUCCAGCCUAUGAUCGCCGCGAUUGCGGCCGGAUGUGCUAUCAUCCUGAAGCCAUCCGACAUGGCUAUUGCCACACAGGAUCUGCUGAUGGAGAUUAUCCCGAAGUAUCUCGACCAAGAAGCCAUCCGCUGCAUCACUGCUGGCCCGCGGGAGAUGUCGUAUGUCCUCGAUCAGCGCUACGACCAUAUCUUCUACACAGGAUCCGGCCAUGUGGGCAAGAUCGUCCAUGCUGCUGCGGCGAAACAUCUGACCCCCGUUACCCUAGAGCUGGGAGGUCUUGCGCCAGCCAUCGUCACCGCGGCAGCCAAUGUAGAGCUUUCUGGCAAGCACAUCGCUGCCACCAAAUUCAGCAAUGCCGGCCAGAUCUGUCUGAACGUCAAUCAUGUCAUUGUCGACCCGACGGUACGACAAAGCCUCGUCGACAGUCUGACACGGCACUUCGAUGUCUUCAUGGGGGGCAAGGGGGCGAGACCGGAAUACUACACCCAUAUAAUCAACGAGCGCAACUUCGACCGCCUGGAACGCCUUCUUGAGGCGACAUCUGGUCAAAUCGUAUACGGCGGCCACCGUGACCGCGACACCCGGUUCUUCGCACCGACCAUUGUGACAGGCGUCAAGCCUGGCGAUGCCCUUCUUUCCGAAGAACUGGGGACAACCCCCCUCGCAAUCUACGCCUUCACGGAGAAACAAGCCGAGAAGAACCGCAUCCUGGACGAGACGCAGUCCGGCGGCGUCACCUUCAAUGACUGCACGCUGCACGUCGUGGCGCGGGAUGCGCCAUUCGGCGGCAUUGGAGCCUCCGGACAGGGCUACUACCACGGAUCGUACGGAAUCCGCGAGUUCUCGUACCUACGCACGCAUGUCGAUGCCAUGCCCACCUGGAUGGAGGCCCUUAUGGACGCGCGAUACCCUCCCUACUCGAUUGAGAAGCUGAAGAAGAUCGUGUCGGCAACAAAGCCGUCUUUUGAUCGAGAGGGUCGAGACAUCUCGCGCGGGACUACGAAAUGGGUGUUGGGAUUGGGGGCACUUGUGCUUUCGGUGGCUAUGGUUACGCCGCGCCAGCAGGUCCAGAGUCUUGUUAUGCGGGUGAUCAAUGGGGCGUGGUCAUAA
Messenger RNA from Penicillium macrosclerotiorum, 1491 nucleotides. Its product is annotated as Aldehyde dehydrogenase NAD(P)-dependent. NCBI's taxonomy places the organism in Eukaryota, Fungi, Ascomycota, Eurotiomycetes, Eurotiales, Aspergillaceae. The transcript has 4 exons. The coding region runs from base 1 to 1491 and encodes 496 amino acids. Gene Ontology annotation, cellular component: cytoplasm. Gene Ontology annotation, biological process: aldehyde metabolic process. The record is from RefSeq and is a predicted model, not a curated record. Gene Ontology annotation, molecular function: aldehyde dehydrogenase (NAD+) activity.